AUGUCAUGGCUGCUUGGCAUCUCUGGGAAAACAGAGACAGUCUGCCCAGAAUUUCAAGGCUUGGAAAAUUAUUAUAACAAUGAUCAAUUCAGCUACCCCUGCUACUCGGCAUGCCCUCCACUCCAGGGCAAAAGCUAUGACAGCUUGGGUGACAGUCAGGUAGAGGACCUGGAAGAAGCCAUCCCAUUUUCCCUAAAUCCCAGGCACUCUUACAUAGUGAAAGAUGAAGGAAUGAAAAAUAGAAUCUAUGCCAAGAGGUUGGCCAAGCACGCACUGGAGCUUGAGAAGGGAGCUCAGGAGUUUCAGGACCCAUUUUACAAAACCACAAAAAUGCCUGGCGGCUUGUCCAGAGAUGGGGACCACAGCUGGACCGAUCACCUGCCUGUGCACCGCACGUCGCGUGUUCUCCGAACUGCCGGAAUGGCACCGUGUGGCUCCUAUGACUCUUCCCGUGGUAAUGUGGGCGAGAACUGGGGGGUGGAUGCCUUCGCCCCAUGGGGCCACGCCAGUGACCCUUAUCUGGGGUACCCAGAGCACACCAGGGGAGCGGAGCCCCCCCUGCUACACGAUGAGGCCAUCGGGGACAGGCAGUUACCAGCCCUGCAGGGGACAGACAACGUGCUCAAGGAGGAGAACGUCAUGCUCAGGAGGGUGGUCAGGAGCAUGCAGAGGUCCUUGGAGAGCCAGGCGUGCACAGUGCAGAGGCUGGAGAGGCAGCUGAAGGCCAGCCGCACCAAAGAGGAGAGGAAAGCCCGAGAGUUACAGUCCUUUGUGCAGCAGACUGAGUGGGGUCUCCAGCUAAUGACCCAGCGGGCUCUGGAGGCAGAACGCAGCGUGGAGAAGCUGAAGCAGGAGGUCUUUAUUCUCCAGGGAAAGCUGGAGAGCUUCAAGGUGGAGAAUGAGAACCUGAGAGCGGGCCAAGCAACCGACCUGGGGGCAGUGAAGCACAACAUAGACUUCGCUUUGCAGAACCUCCACAAGAUAGUAACGGGCACAAACCGGUCCAUCAGACAGCUCACCUCUGGGGCGAAGUCACUGCAUCUUGUUGCUGAGAUCCUUAAAUCUACCGGCAAAAUUUCUGAAAUCGAAGCAGAAAAAGAGCAAUGA
Messenger RNA from Tyto alba (common barn owl), 1107 nucleotides. Its product is annotated as endosome-associated-trafficking regulator 1-like. Bases 1 to 1107 code for a protein of 368 amino acids. Gene Ontology annotation, biological process: positive regulation of protein localization to cilium; regulation of cytokinesis; positive regulation of cilium assembly. Lineage: Eukaryota; Metazoa; Chordata; Aves; Strigiformes; Tytonidae. The record is from RefSeq and is a predicted model, not a curated record. The transcript has a single exon. Gene Ontology annotation, cellular component: centrosome; early endosome; midbody.